ACGGUUUAAUAUUAUUACUCAACGAGAUGAAUAGUGGGAGUGUUUCUAUGGGUGUAGCUAUGGAAAAGCUGGUUGGCAAUAACUAUAGUUAUUGGAAGUUAUGCAUGGAAGCUUAUCUACAAGGGCAAGAUUUAUGGGAUUUAAUUGAAGGUGAUGACACAGAAAUUCUAGCCGAUACUCCACAAAAUGCAAAAUUACGUCAACAAUGGAAGAUCAAGUGCGGAAAAGCCUUAUUUACCUUGCGAACUUUGAUUAGCAAGGAGUAUAUUGAUCAUGUUCGUGAUUUAAAGUCACCAAAGCAAGUAUGGGAUACACUUCAAAAGUUGUUCACUAAGAAAAAUAUCGCUCGACUGCAAUUUCUAGAGAAUGAACUAGCUAUGGUAACUCAAGGAAGCCUUGAUUAAGCAAAUGACUAGCAGCAACGAGUUUUCCCCAAAGUUAGAAGGUGUGUUGUAUGUCAAAGAUCAAAGGAGACAGAAUUUUCACUCAAGGCCUUCAUCUAGCAAUGAGAAUCAAUUCAGAAGUGACGAGUCGUCAAAGAAGCCAUUUAAAGCUUGUUACAGGUGUGGAAAACCAGGCCACUUUAAACGAGAUUGUCAGGCGAAAGUGGUGUGUGAUCAUUGCCGAAAGCCAGGCCAUA
This is a messenger RNA of Cucurbita pepo subsp. pepo (vegetable marrow), 640 nucleotides long. The record is from RefSeq and is a predicted model, not a curated record. Lineage: Eukaryota; Viridiplantae; Streptophyta; Magnoliopsida; Cucurbitales; Cucurbitaceae.